This is a messenger RNA of Aaosphaeria arxii CBS 175.79, 409 nucleotides long. RefSeq lists its product as uncharacterized. Lineage: Eukaryota; Fungi; Ascomycota; Dothideomycetes; Pleosporales. The transcript has a single exon. The record is from RefSeq and is a predicted model, not a curated record. Bases 159 to 365 code for a protein of 68 amino acids.
UCCUUGUUGGCCGUUUGCCAUUAUACAGGUCUCCAUUUCACUCUUAUUCACACUGGACGCGGCUUUGGCCUUUUUCACCUAUCUGGACUGCACAUACGGAACGAUGCUGGAAACAGGACAGGCAGUAUGGGCCUGAGUCCUAAAGCAUCCAUAGUGUAAUGUCUUUUUCUUUCCUCCUUGAUCUACAUUCUAUAUGUUGCCACUUGCGAUAUUUCCUUGCUUUCUAUUCUUUUUCUUCUUCUUAUUUUUUUGUACACUACGAUCGAUCUAUUGAGGAUAACGGGACAUAUUAUCAUCUCCACACACACUCACACUCGGGAUACCCGACGUGGGAGGGAUUCGGCAGUGGGAUGGAGGUAGAAUGAAUGCGAUUGCAAUUGUAAGACUGCGCGGAAUGUAGAGAAUACGU